Phoenix dactylifera (date palm) is the source of this 938-nucleotide messenger RNA. The record is from RefSeq and is a predicted model, not a curated record. Lineage: Eukaryota; Viridiplantae; Streptophyta; Magnoliopsida; Arecales; Arecaceae.
UUGGAUGGGCUUGUUCUCGAACUCAGUCCAUUUCACUCAAGCAUGUAUCCCAUAUCAUUCACAUGGUAAAGAGACUUCUAAACCUUUUUCUAUGUUUUCAUGGCUUUUGUUGGAAACUUCAAUGGCAAAGGCUUCCUUGAAAAGCACUCAUGCUUAUAAGUCGAGGAAUACUCUCAAGAGAGCCCAGAUUGUGAUCUUAAUUUGUGCCGGCUGCGCUGAAGAUUGCCAACACUCUCUUGUACCAUGCGCUUUAGCUGGACCCUUUAAGGCCAAGCUUGCACUCACUGCCUUCAAACCAAUUUCCUUGCCGCUGAAUCUCGAAGGACAGGUUGUGGUGCUCUCUAAUGGUUUUUUCGGCUGCCAGACUUAUGGUUUCCAAGUUUCUGGAAUGGCCUUGUUUUUAGUCUGCUGUCAAUUAAGCUUCUUAUCUAUUAUCUGGAUUUCCAUGUUAUAUUGCAGAUUCUUGGGCUUCCUUUCUUUUUCUGCGGGGAUUGAGGGCCUGGUUUCCCAUUCUCCUACAGUUUAUGAUUUUAUCAUUCAUCAGGGUUUUCAUGUUUCUAUAUUAUGUGGCUGUCUCUGUAGCUGUAUGAAGGCACCUCCGUUCAGGAAAUCUAUUGUGGGCAUUUCAAUUACUCAAAUUCUGGGGUUUCAUAGCUACAUACUCACAAGUGAGGGUUCUUGGUUUCUUCUACUUUAUGCUUGGUUCCAAUGGUCUUUUAAGGUGUCGUGGAUGCAAUUCUUGGCCACCUUUCGGCCUAAUGCCUGCCUGUUCUAUCUGCAGCUAAUUACAGCUUUGUUUUCUUGUUUUCAUGUACUAUUGCUUAACCUCUCAGGUUUCUUUUUUGGAUGUUUUUUUUUCCCUUAAUUUUUUAUGUACCGCUGAUACCUUGUAGUAGUCAGUUUAAUUAUGGUAAUGUAAUAACGUAGCUGUUUUAUCA